CUCACAAAAGGCAGAGCUGGAAGGUGGAGCUUCUGAGCUUUUUUAUAAACUUGAUGCACACAAGUUCAGUCUUUGCUCUGUCUCAUAAGAAGUUUCACUUGCCCAGCAGGACUUCCAGCAGAAAAGUAAGCACUUAGAAACAUGGCUGGGAAACCAAAGCUUUACUACAUCAAUGGAAGAGGCCGGAUGGAAACCAUAAGGUGGCUGUUGGCUGCAGCUGGGGUCGAGUUUGAAGAACAGUUUAUUGAGUCAAACGAAGAUCUGGAAAAGUUAAGGAAGGAUGGAGUCCUGCUCUUUCAACAAGCGCCCAUGGUGGAAAUUGAUGGGAUGAAGAUGGUGCAGACGCGAGCUAUUCUCAACUACAUUGCAUCCAAAUACAAUCUCUAUGGGAAGGAUGUGAAGCAGAGAGCAUUGAUUGAUAUGUAUUGUGAAGGUACUAUGGAUCUGUAUGAACUGAUGCUGAUGCUUCCCAUCAGGCCAGCUGACACGAGGGAGAAGGAGUUUGCAAACAUUGUCGAAAAAGCCACCACCAGAUACUUCCCAGCCUUCGAAAAGGUCCUCAAAGAUCACAGGCAAAAUUUCCUGGUGGGAAAUCAGCUCAGCAAAGCAGAUAUUCAACUGCUUGAAGCCAUUUUAAUGGCAGAAGAGCUGAAGGCUGAUAUUCUCUCCCAAUUCCCUCUUUUAAAGGCUUUUAAAGUAAGAAUCAGCAGCAUCCCUACAGUUAAGAAAUUUCUGCAGCCCGGGAGUCCAAGAAAACCACCAAUGGAAGUUAAGGAUGUGCCAGGGAUCAUGAAGAUUUUCUACGGAUAAACUGAAACAAAGCAAAAUUAUUUCACCUCAGUUGUAGGUAGCUACAACUACACUGGGCACAAAUUGGGGUGUAAAUUCACAAAGCUACAGUGAGAACAACAAGAGUAAAAGAUGGUAAUAUUGUGUGGUGCUACCCUGAAAUGUAAUAAAACAUUCUACAGCUUUUA
Molecule: messenger RNA, 977 nt
Organism: Podarcis raffonei (Aeolian wall lizard)
Lineage: Eukaryota; Metazoa; Chordata; Lepidosauria; Squamata; Lacertidae
Product: glutathione S-transferase-like
Exons: 7
Coding region: 142-810 (222 amino acids)
Biological process (GO): glutathione metabolic process; xenobiotic metabolic process
Molecular function (GO): glutathione transferase activity
Source: RefSeq, a predicted model, not a curated record